This is a messenger RNA of Jatropha curcas, 899 nucleotides long. NCBI's taxonomy places the organism in Eukaryota, Viridiplantae, Streptophyta, Magnoliopsida, Malpighiales, Euphorbiaceae. The record is from RefSeq and is a predicted model, not a curated record.
UCUCCAGAGCUCACCUAAGCCUGAGUUGUGUUCUGUUUGUGGGUCUUUUUGAAACAGUGUUCUUUCUUCUUUCAUUCUUUCUUUUCUUCAUUCUUCUUUUCUUCAGAGAUAAUGGAGAUAGAGAUGAGACAAUCAAAAUUCAAAAGAAUUUGUGUUUUUUGUGGUAGUAGUCCUGGAAAGAAGAGUAGCUACAAAGAUGCUGCGAUUGAACUUGGAAGAGAAUUGGUGUCGAGAAAUAUUGAUCUGGUUUAUGGAGGAGGGAGUAUUGGUUUGAUGGGUUUGAUUUCUCAAGCUGUUUAUGAUGGUGGCCGCCACGUAAUAGGAGUUAUCUCCAAAACUAAAAAAAAUAGACAGAUAACCGGAGAAACAGUAGGGGAAGUGAAGGCGGUCGCUGAUAUGCAUCAAAGAAAGGCAGAAAUGGCUAAACAUUCUGAUGCUUUCAUUGCCUUACCUGGUGGCUAUGGAACACUUGAAGAGCUUCUUGAAGUGAUAACAUGGGCUCAGCUUGGAAUCCAUGACAAACCGGUGGGAUUACUAAAUGUGGAUGGAUAUUACAAUUCCUUGUUAACAUUUAUUGAUAAAGCAGUAGAGGAAGGCUUCAUUAAUCCAACUGCACGCCAUAUAAUAGUUUCUGCCCCUACCCCAAAAGAGUUGGUCAAGAAAAUGGAGGAAUAUUUUCCACGACAUGAAAUAGUUGCCUCAAAGCUCAGCUGGGAGAUUGAACAACUAGAGUACUCUCCAAAAUGUGAAAUCUCAAGGUGAAGAGAAUUGGGAGAGGAGAAAAAGAAUUGGCACUUUGGCAAUGAAAUGGACUAAUUUUAGAUGACCAAAUGUUCCAAAGUGGGAUCUUUUUUCCUCCCUACUUUGUUUUUUUUUUUUUUUUUUUUUUUUUUUUUUUU